AUGCUAUCAUCAGUGGUUCGGCAGCUCCCGUACGAAGCGCUUGAUCCAGAAUGGGAAGCACACGAGUUUCAAAAAUUCCGGACAAUUACUGGCACCUCUCAGCAGCAGGUUCCAUAUGGCGCGUAUUUGUUUGGCAGGCUGCUGCAGUCGGAUCUGCACCAAAGUUGUCGACCGGCAUUGCCCCCGGACAUCCAUAAACUCAAUGGCUUUACCAUCGAAGGCAUGUGUAUCUUACAGGUAGUGGACGUAGCAAAUAUUGGUGCCAAUAGCGAACAUCGUACGGAGUUUUCGCCUGCUGGACCAACACGCACACUAAAACUGGGCCUUACAGACGGGCAUCAAUUAGUGUUUGGCUUUGAAUUCUCUUCGCUGCCGCAGUUUAGUGUUAACAUACGACGUGGUACCAAACUUGUCGUGGAGAAUGUACCUGUAAGGCAUGGACUACUCCUGUUGGCACCCGACAAUUGUCAGCUAUUAGAGGUAUCGUUCGACCAUUCGCGGCGCGGUAAUGGACAUGUUCAACAACAAGCAGAAUCAGAGGAAGUGGAUGCUGGAGUGUACUCUGCAGCCCUUGUGACUUCGCAAUUUCACAUUUCACAACACCAAAUGCCCCCAAGUCCACGAGCAAGUACGCAACAGGCUGCUAAAUUGCCGGUCACGACGACUAGAGCACCCGACAGUACUUCUCGGGCACAAAUGGAAAUCACAAAUGUAACUACACCGUCAGGGCUAGCACCUUUGCGUCACAUGAACACGAGUAAGAGCAACGUAGCUGCCAGCACUGUACCUAGUGCUUCCGAUCCCCCCGUAUUUGUAGAUGAACAUCUAUCAGAUGAAGAUAUGGAUAGCGAUACUACCGACCCAAUGGUACAACAUCUUUUCUACAGCCCAAAGACUCUUCGGCAGCUUGAUAUAAAGACUGCACAAGUUGAUAGUGGGAAGGUUUCCACCACAAAACGGCCUCGGUCGCCGUCAUUGGAGCAAGAAGUGAAAGCUGGACCUCCUUUACAGCAAAAUUCAACUCGAUGUAUCGGCGCAACGGGUGGUGUGUUUGCACAUGAUAUGAGCUUUUCCCUGUUGGAUCGAGCUACAACAACAGCUACCACAUGUGCACCGCUGGAUCCAGCGCAACCAUUUCAGUAUUUUAAAGCAAGACUGUCCACGCUAUCCAAACAAUCAACAUCAUUUCAAAUUCGCGCGUGCAUUAAGUCUGUCGUGGGGUUUCAAUUCAACACUGGCCGAUACCAGCUACGAGUUCUGGUGGAGGAUUGCACUGAAACGAAUGAAGCGGACGUGGCCGAAGACUUUGUAACGCGACUCAUGGGUGUAUCCUGCUCUGAAUUCCUGCAAACCAUGCAAACAAAGAUGCAAGUUGCGCACGGAUGGGCGGCGACAAUGCAGUUCGCACUCAUGAACCUCGAAGGAGUCAUGACGUUUGAGUCUAGGGAAGCAACACCAACGCUGAAAACAUCGCCGCUAUUGCUACUCAAUUGUCGCGAUUUCCAGGUGGCUGAUACUCGCCAGCUGCUGCAGCGAGUAAAAGCUUCGCAGACUAAUGCACCUCGAUUAUGA
Molecule: messenger RNA, 1572 nt
Organism: Peronospora belbahrii
Lineage: Eukaryota; Oomycota; Peronosporomycetes; Peronosporales; Peronosporaceae
Source: the annotation of a GenBank genome assembly